GAUCUGACUCCAUUUCUACUCGUUUACAGUGAAAGAUGUUCAAGGUCCACGGAUUCUUUCUAGAGAUUGCUUCAUGCUAUACGCGAGACUUGUAGCUGGUAUGACGUCUUAAACCACACAAGUCACUACCUAUUUACCAAUUGACUUGCUGCCCUCUUGUGAAGUUCUCACUCUUCUUUGAUUAUCUCGUCUGCCUACAUAUAAACAUAUUGUCAAUCUGGGUGAAUAUAUCAUUUGAUAACAAUUGAAACUUCAUCAUACAAUCCUUACCAAACCGCUCAAAAACAUCAAAACUUGUAUCGACAUAUCAAAAUGCCUCGUGGAGCGGAAUACGACAACGGCGUCCCACAAUCAGACAACGCCAUUGGAGGUGAAAAGAACAUUAUCCACGGUGGUGAUGGAAAGGUACUGCACAAACAUGCGACACCUCUUUUUCUGAUCUGGUCCGAAAACAAAGAAUUGUCUCAGACUUUGGCUAACUACCCUCUACGACAACAGCCUACGACCGAAUCAGAAAUCGCCGGUGCCAAAAAGGCAGCUCCCAUGCCCGAAGGUCUGAGCGAAGUCCACGACGAAGUGCACAGCGGUGGAGGCAGUAGAGGAAACCUGGAGGGAUCUGGAAAAGGUGGACACGAACCAAAGACUUUGGGAGAGAAUAAAGGGUUGAAUGCAUGAGACCAAGACUUGAAGUAUUUUAUUCGUUAUAAGUACGACCACAGUGCAUCAAUGUACUGUACACUGUCCGUAGUACUCAACCGAGAUGACUGGGUGACGCCCUCUCCCCUCCCCUCCAACCUUCUUGAGGACGACCUCACACAAGAGUACAGUAUCGCAUGGUAAUUCAUACUCUGUGUGCUCGCAUUCAAUGACAUUACAUCUCAAAUGUUGGAAUCUUCAUGUACAAAUCUAUUCUAUGUAUCUUG
Molecule: messenger RNA, 923 nt
Organism: Exophiala oligosperma
Lineage: Eukaryota; Fungi; Ascomycota; Eurotiomycetes; Chaetothyriales; Herpotrichiellaceae
Exons: 1
Coding region: 313-675 (120 amino acids)
Source: RefSeq, a predicted model, not a curated record